Messenger RNA from Necator americanus (New World hookworm), 3174 nucleotides. RefSeq lists its product as uncharacterized. Gene Ontology annotation, cellular component: plasma membrane. The record is from RefSeq and is a predicted model, not a curated record. The transcript has 28 exons. Bases 1 to 3174 code for a protein of 1057 amino acids. Gene Ontology annotation, molecular function: guanyl-nucleotide exchange factor activity. Lineage: Eukaryota; Metazoa; Nematoda; Chromadorea; Rhabditida; Ancylostomatidae. Gene Ontology annotation, biological process: Ras protein signal transduction; positive regulation of GTPase activity.
AUGGACGCGUUGGUGUCGCGCGCACGUCGGAUCGGUCCGUUACGAUCGUUGUCCGAUCCGUUACUGCUUGCAUUGUUUGCCAAUUCCGAUUGUAUACCCGAUAGGGUUCAACAAGGUGUCGUCCUGUUCAACAAGGGCGAUCGUACAUCUUACUGGUAUCUUCUAUUGGCUGGUGAAGUUCAACUAUUUUUACCUGGUUACUAUCCAACAUCAGAAUCCGUCCCGUUGUGUUCGUUGUCGGCUGGUUCGUUAUUCGGUGAACUUGACAUCGACCGUCAUUGUUGUUCGGCGAUCGUAACUCGACAAGCGGAAUUCGUUCGAAUCUCACAACGUCACUUCGUCGGCCUCUAUAAUAAACACGCCGAUCAUCUGCAACCGUUCAUCGUUGUUAUGCAAGAUAUGCUAUCUGAAGAGCAAAUUGUGCCUUCCCAUCUGGUGCCUUCACGUUCACAAGUUGACGGCACUACUAUUCCUUCACAUCUAAACGGUGACGUGAACGGCAUUAACGCUAGCCUACAGUAUCCACCGGAAUAUCGAGAAGGACCAUCAUCGUUCGACGUUUCCGCGAUGCAAACCGAAUUGGAACAGCUGCCAAAACAUACGCCGCACGAUCAAGGGAGCAUUAUUGAAUUUAAUAAUUCUAUUUCAUUCGAAGCUCGAAUCCUAGAAGUUGGCGCACAGCUGAGACAUGCGAUGAUCACACAAGCUCCACAUCUCAUUCGUGAACGAAUCGUUCAUAAAGUGCCGUAUGCUGAUUGUAUGAUCGGCAGCGAAAUGGUUGAUUGGUUAUUGGAUUUAUCCGUCUCGAUUGGUGCUCAUUCCCCAGCAUUGUCACGAUUUCAGAUCAGCGGAAUGUGGCAGACACUUCUGGAACAUAACGUGAUUUGUCAUAUCACUAGCGAACUACAAUUCGUGGAUAAAAUGGUUUGUUAUCGAUGGAUAGAUGGUGGUCGUCCAGAUCGACGGAUGACAAAUGGAGUUCCGGGAAGAUUCCCCGUGAACGAUCUCCGCUUGAAGGAGGAGGUGCCGAGUCGAGAAGAUCUGGCUAGUGCGGUUUUCUUCCUGAGUACAGUUGGACCAGAUGCACUAUUUCGGAUGAUCCUAAAAAAGUUGCCUCAGGAUCGAACCCCUGAAGAAUUGGAACUCGUCUACGAGGAGUUGUUGCACGUGAAGGCUCUGUCUCAUCUCAGCACUAUGGUUAAACGUGAACUGGCCACCGUUAUCGGAUACGAGCACCACACUCACGCAGGUACAGUAUUAUUUCAUCAAGGUGAUCCCGGGAAGAAUUGGUACAUUAUUCUACGUGGAAGUGUUGAUGUCAGCAUACAUGGAAAGGGAGUGGUUUGCACGCUUCAAGAAGGUGAUGACUUCGGCAAAUUGGCGCUGGUGAACGAUAGUCCACGAGCGGCUACGAUCACUCUUAGGGAGGAUCAUGCUCAAUUCCUCACCGUAGACAAGCACGACUUCAACAGGAUAUUGAGAGAUGUGGAGGCGAAUACGGUACGAUUAAAAGAACACGGACAAGAUGUGCUUGUUUUGGAGAAGAUCAACGUUCCACGUGGUGCUGCUAUCGAGGGAGGAUUGACGAACACCGGGAAAGGGCAAUGCUGUUACUCUGUCAUGGCUGGGUUAGCCGAAAAAAUGUUGGAGUACGUGUUGGAAACACGUGUGGAUGCUCAAGAGGAUGGCGCUGAAUUGGAUGUGUUUCUGGAGGAUCUUGUGCUAACUCAUAUCAUCUAUCUCCCCACUAAUACACUUUGCAACUACCUCAAACAUUACUAUUCACGAGCAGCUGAGCCUCAUUCUGACCCGCUUGUGGUGAUGGACGAUCUCGAACAUCGGAUUUCGGCUCGGCGACGGGUGGUGUCUUUUCUAUGGCUUUGGGUGAACGCCUUGGGGAUCCACUAUUUCCUGGAUCCUGCAGCAAACGCUUUUGUUGAGGAGCUCUACUGUCACGUCCUGGAGGAUAAUCGAACUUUGCCUGGGAUGGGCCCGAUUCUGGCUCGGAUCUCAGCUCUUCGUGAUCUCAGAGAGGAAGCACGACGUACGCUUGCUCGUCAUCCAGCAGUUGUCCUUGAAUGUGGUGUACUGUCCACAAUGGCACCGUCACCGAAUCCAGUUCUUCCUAGUGAUAUUUGCAAUCAGAUCAUUCAUCUCUCGGACACCACAUCGUUUGCGUUACCGAUUCGUAUGGAUAAAACAGCGACCGAAAUCUGUGAGCUGGUCCGUGGACGACUAAGAAGUUCACAUGGCGAGGAAUUGGCGUUGGUUGAGGUGAAAAGCAGUGGAGAAAAAGUUGUAUUCUACGAUGGUGACGUCAGUAUCGCCACAAUGCUUUCCUUGAAUAGCAAGCUCUACGUGGUUAGUAAGGAUGAGAUCGAUUCCUUGGCCCCACAACUCGAUCAAAAUGGUCCCCUGGAGUCUGUACAUGCUUCAGUGAUGGAAUAUGUUGGAAGUCAUGAAUUAGCACAACAACUCCUUGUUCUUCAUACGCAACUUUUCGAGGCUACGGACGAAAUUGAACUUGUAACACAAGUGAUCGGACGAGAUCAAUUCCCCGGACGAGUUCCAUCGAAUCUGGAUCUUCUAAUGAGAAGAUUCAACGAGGUUCAAUACUGGGCAACAACGGAAGUAUUAUUAGCGCUACCACAAAAACGUGUGAACACCCUGAGGAAAUUCAUAAAAAUUGCCAUGUAUGCAAAGGAGAAUCGUGAUUUGAUGACAUUAUUUGCGAUAACAUUAGGUCUUAGCAAUAUAGCUGUCAGUCGACUUACUCAUGUUUGGGAGCGUCUACCGGCCAAACUGCGUCGACAGUUUGCUGAAUUCGAAUCGUUGUUGGAUCCGUCAAGGAAUCAUCGACCGUAUCGAGCGCUUGUCGCCAAGAUGUCACCACCGUUGAUCCCCUUCGUACCGUUGUUGCUGAAAGAUUUGACAUUUAUCCACGAAGGCAAUAAAACCUACUAUAACGGGCUAGUAAACUUUGAGAAAAUGCAUAUGAUCGCUAACAUUCUACGAAGUUUUCGACAAUGUAAAUCCAGAUAUUCAGUGACACAAAUGGAACAGAAAAAGAUCUAUGAAACGCAGAAUUUCAUCCGUAAUUUCCGUGUUGUCGAUAAUCAACGUCGACUUAUGGAACUCUCCUAUCAGAUCGAACCACGCCGAAGGAGAAACUAG